CAUGGCCUGUAAGCAGCCAAUCAUGGCUCACAGGAAGAGGCCAGGGACCAGCGGUGCGAACAUUAUGGCUGCCCCUGUCCCUGCUCCCUGUCCCGCCCCUCAUCCUAAAGAGUCACAUGACCAGACGUCUCUACCUUCUCGGCCACGCCCGAUGCGUUACCCCAAAGAGUCAAACGAUCAAAAACGCCUUCCCCGACCUUAUAAGACACAAUAUCCUUCUGCUAAGUCCCAUGACCUAAGUCACACCCAACCGCAAGAGGAGGUGGAGGUGGAAGAGACUCGCUACUGCAACCAAACAGACCCAGUGCUACAGAACCAACGGCCCGCUACACCUUCUACACCAGAACACGACCGCGACCUUGACGGUCACGAACGGGCAGAUUUCCAUGGUGGAGCUGACAGCUUGGAUGAGGCCUCCAGCUCUGACUACAUCAACAAUACCUCAGAGGAUGAGGAAGACUAUGAUGAAGGUCUGGCAGAGGAGGACGAGGGUGUAACCUACUACAUCCGCUACUGCCCAGAAGAUGACAGUUACCUAGAGGGCAUGGACUGCAGCAGCCAAGGAGACUGUAAGCACAGCCACAACCAGCAGGACUGCUCUGCCACCGCCCAGCCAGGUGGACCCCAUCCAGUCGAAUGCCAGGAGGCUGUAGAUGAGUGGGUGGAGGAGGCAGAGGGAGAGGAGGAGACGAGAGAGGAAGAAUGGGCAGACGAUGAUGAGGGGGAACAAGGGGGAGAGGUCAGGGAAGAGUGGAGAGAGGAGGAGGAAGAGGUAAGGGAGGAGUGGAGAGAAGGGGAGCAGGCGAGAGAGGAAUGGAGAGAGGGAGAUGAGGAGGAGGAGGAAGAGGAGAAGGUGAGGCAGGAAUGGAGAGAGGAGGGGCAGUGGGCGGGGCGAGAGAGGCACAGGGUGGAGGAAUGGGGCGGGACCGAGGGGGAGGUUCGCUGCGAGGUGGUGGAGCAGGAUCCGGACGAGCACAUCUAUGACGGACGACCGGAGCCCAUUCUGGACCAUCACCACCAUCACCCGCCGCCUCUGCAGGACGCCCUGCAUCCUGGGCAAGCGGAUGGGGAUGGGGAGGAGGAGGAAGAAGUAGAAAGUGAGGGGUACUGCCCCAAUGAGGAAGAGGAUGAGGAUGGUGAGGAGGAUGAGAGACAUGGUAGAGCCUACACAGGAGACUACUAUGCCUCUGAGGACAACGGAAACUCAGUGCGGAUGUCCCCAUACCGCGGCCACAAGGUGUUGGUGGUAGAGGGUGAGACGGGGGAGGAGGCGGAGGAAGACAUUGACCAGAUCGUGGCCGAGAUCAAGAUGAGCAUGAGCAUGGGGAGUCUGAGCAGCAGCACCGACCAGAGCCCGGAGGAGCUGGUGCAGGACACGGUGCCGGGCGACUAUCCGCAAGCCAAGCCCGACGCCGCCCCCUACCUCCCGCCACCUCACCACCGUCACGACAGCAGGCCAAAGUCUUUGAACCUGCCCUCCGCACGCCACAACCCUGACCUCCAGCGGGGGGGCUACAAGAUGCACUCACGCACUCCUGAAGACAGGCAGAGAUGGCCCCAAGACCAGGUGAGCAACGGUGCAGAGCAGCCAAGGAAACAACAGCGCUCCGACCUCAACGUUCCUCUGGAGAACAACAAUGUUCCAGAGCCAGCAAAGAAGGCUGCGUCAUUCCCCAGUUUCGUGGAUGUUCCAGGGCCUUGUGAGCCGGAGGACCUAAUUGAUGGAAUCAUCUUUGCUGCUAACUACCUUGGCUCCACUCAGCUCCUGUCUGAGAGGAACCCCUCCAAGAACAUACGGAUGAUGCAGGCCCAGGAGGCCGUCAGCAGGGUCAAGAGGGUUCAGAAGGCUGCCAAAAUCAAGAAAAAGGCGAGCCCAGAAGGAGAUGCUCAGACCUUAACUGAAGUGGACCUGUUUAUCUCCACCCAGAGGAUCAAAGUCCUCAAUGCAGACUCACAGGAAACAAUGAUGGACAAUGCACUCCGCACCAUCUCUUACAUCGCUGACAUCGGGAACAUUGUGGUUCUGAUGGCGAGACGCCGCAUGCCCCGCACAGCCUCUCAGGACUGUAUUGAAACCACUCCCGGGGCACCCGAGGCCAAGAAACAGUACAAGAUGAUCUGCCACGUCUUUGAGUCGGAGGAUGCCCAGCUUAUAGCACAGUCUAUUGGUCAGGCAUUCAGUGUGGCUUACCAGGAAUUCCUCAGAGCCAACGGCAUUAACCCCGAGGACCUGAGCCAGAAGGAGUACAGUGACAUCAUCAACACCCAGGAGAUGUACAACGAUGACCUCAUUCACUUCUCCAACUCUGAAAACUGCAAAGAGCUGCAGCUGGAGAAGAGUAAAGGCGAGAUCUUGGGCGUGGUGAUCGUAGAGUCGGGCUGGGGCUCCAUCCUCCCCACGGUCAUCUUAGCCAACAUGAUGAACGGCGGCCCCGCGGCGCGCUCCGGAAAGCUCAGCAUCGGAGACCAGAUCAUGUCCAUCAACAACACCAGCCUGGUGGGGCUGCCGCUCGCCACCUGUCAGGGAAUCAUCAAGGGUUUAAAGAACCAGGUCCAGGUCAAACUGAACAUCGUCAGCUGUCCCCCCGUCACCACCGUCCUUAUCAAGAGACCAGAUCUGAAGUAUCAGCUGGGCUUCAGUGUCCAGAAUGGCAUUAUAUGCAGUUUAAUGCGGGGAGGCAUCGCAGAACGAGGUGGAGUCCGCGUGGGCCACAGGAUCAUAGAGAUCAACGGCCAGAGUGUGGUGGCCACAGCACACGAGAAGAUCGUCCAGGCCCUCUCAAACUCCGUCGGCGAGAUUCACAUGAAGACCAUGCCGGCAGCCAUGUUCAGACUCCUGACAGGACAGGAGACACCCAUGUACAUAUAAACGACGGGCGGCGGGGGCCAUUCCACGUGGAUGAGCUGUCAGGGUGUGCAGGGGCAAACAAGCUGACCAAUGACUGACUGAGGAUGGCUUCUCCUCAUGCCCGGACCAACGACGCCCUCUCCCCCUUUCCUGUGCUUGAUUUUUUGCAACGGCCAUUCCAGCAACGCUUCAGACCGCCUCGGCAGCUGAAGGGCGACGAUGUCAUCUUUUUUCUUUUUUUUUUUGUUAUUCGUCACGUCUGUGUCUCCGUCAGUCAGUCCCGUGAGAUCGUCGGUGGACCGUUCGAGUGAAUGCGUCACAAUUUAUUUUUUUAAUUCACACAACCUAAUACGGUCCCCUCUACUGU
Messenger RNA from Lampris incognitus (smalleye Pacific opah), 3215 nucleotides. RefSeq names its product amyloid beta (A4) precursor protein-binding, family A, member 2b (gene apba2b). NCBI's taxonomy places the organism in Eukaryota, Metazoa, Chordata, Actinopteri, Lampriformes, Lampridae. Bases 2 to 2869 code for a protein of 955 amino acids. Gene Ontology annotation, biological process: chemical synaptic transmission. The transcript is spliced from 14 exons. Gene Ontology annotation, molecular function: protein binding; amyloid-beta binding. The record is from RefSeq and is a predicted model, not a curated record. Gene Ontology annotation, cellular component: cytoplasm; dendritic spine; plasma membrane.